AUGUGUGAAGCCUUUGCUGGCGCCUGUGCCGCGGCGCCGGAGAUCUCCCGGCGGGCGCUGGCGCUGCUAGGCGACCUGCAGCCGGUUUGUUGCCGGAAGUCCGAAGGCGAGCCGGUGGCGGAUCCUUUCUGGCGGGUGGCCCGCGAGGGAGUGCUGGAGCGGCUCUCCGACGUGUCCUGUGUGCAGACUUCAGCAGGGCAGCUGCGGAAGCCAGGGGAGGUGCUGCUGCGGGGCAGCGGCCCGCUGCGCCGCGCCAGCGAGCUGCUACCGGGGGAGCUGGUGAACCUUUCUUGUGGGCGCUCUCUGUGCGAUGCUGGCGAUGCUGGCGAGGAGCGGCUGCUGCGGCGCCUGGGGGCGGAGACGUUCAGCGCCAGGCACUUCGCCCAGUGCCUGGCCUACCAGGGCGGGGCAUGGCCACGAGGCUGGGUUGCGGCCACAUGGGCUGAAGAUGUGCCUAGUGGCCGGCGCAUCGCGGCACUGUACAAUUUGCUGGGCUUCAUCAUGCGGCCCGGGGACGAGAGCAGCGAGGCGCAGACCUCCGAGCUGCUGCUGCAGCUGCCCUCGCUGCCGCUCUUUCCGCUGCUGUCAAAGGGGCAGAGCGAGAGGCCCUGCGCAAAGCUGGAAGAGGGCCCGAUCUUCCUGGGCAUUUGCAGCGCCCUCACGGAGCGCGGCUUCAUGAGACCUGGCAGCUGGCACUGGGCGAAAGUGGCGCCCUGCGGCUUCUGCUUGGCCCUUACGCCUCCAGCUGUGAGCUCCGGCCUGGAUAGCUUGGGAGCGCAGUUGCUGGCGUCGCUGGGUGUGGAGGCGCCCAGCCGGGCGCAGCUCGCGGAGGCGGCGCUGCAGCGGCUGCUGCGGCUCCAGCCCGGGGCGGAGGCUGCGCCACUGGCAUUCUCCUGCUGGGCGGCCCUGGCGGUGCUGAGGGAUCUAUGGGCCGAGCCCGAGACAGAAAAGGAGAUACGAGGCCUUGCGGCGGUGCGGCAGGCCCUAGUGAGCCUCGGCAGCUGCGGCAGCUUGGAGGAGGCCAAAAAGCUCAUGGCUGGACAGGGGCUGGGCGCGUUGCUGCUGGCCCCGGCCGAGAAGCUGCAGCCGCCGCCCACGCUGCGCUGCCCGUCAGUGCUUGGUCACUUGCGGCAACUGCCAUCCG
Effrenium voratum is the source of this 1144-nucleotide messenger RNA. The record is from the annotation of a GenBank genome assembly. Lineage: Eukaryota; Dinophyceae; Suessiales; Symbiodiniaceae.